AGUAAACAAAUCCUGUGCGCGCAUGCGUACUGAGCGAGCGGUGAUGGAGGAUUGUCAUGAGAAUCGUCUGCUGUUAGCUACAAACAUAUCAACGAAGGUAUAAGCUAUCUGCUAAGGUUUUUUUUCGACACAGUUGGAAUUAAGAACUCGGCCAAUCAAGAUGGCCUCUGACAUGCCUGCUUAUAGAGGGAUUAUGACCUUUUACCCGACUGUGGAGGAGUUCAACAACUUCAGUCGCUAUAUUGCGUACAUGGAGUCCCAAGGUGCACACAAGGCAGGCCUGGCCAAGAUCGUCCCGCCAAAAAACUGGAAACCCCGUCGUUCAUAUGAUGACAUUGAUGACCUGUUAAUACCGGCGCCAAUUCAGCAAGUUGUAACAGGACAGUCAGGGCUUUUCACCCAGUACAACAUUCAGAAAAAGGGCAUGACUGUUAAAGAGUUUCGCAAAACGGCCAACAGUGACAAGUUUUGCAGCCCUCGAUAUGAUGAUUUUGAAGAGCUUGAAAGGAAAUAUUGGAAAAAUUUAACAUUUAACCCCCCUAUUUACGGAGCUGAUGUGAAUGGUACUCUUUAUGACCCGGAUGUAAAAGAAUGGAACGUGGGCCACUUGAAUACUAUACUUGACACUGUGGAGCAUGACAGUGGUAUCUCUAUUGAAGGAGUGACCACACCCUACCUCUACUUUGGCAUGUGGAAAACCACUUUUGCAUGGCAUACAGAAGACAUGGACCUCUAUAGCAUUAAUUACUUGCACUUCGGGGAGCCAAAGUCCUGGUAUUCCGUACCUCCAGAGCAUGGAAAGAGACUUGAGCGUUUAGCCAAAGGAUUUUUCCCUGGAAGUUCACAAAACUGUGAAGCAUUUCUUAGGCACAAGAUGACUCUUAUUUCCCCUUCGAUUUUGAAGAAGUAUGGCAUUCCAUUUGAAAAGAUCACUCAGGAGGCUGGGGAAUUUAUGGUGACUUUUCCCUACAGCUAUCAUGCAGGAUUCAACCAUGGUUUCAACUGUGCCGAAUCGACCAACUUUGCCACCAGAAGAUGGAUUGACUAUGGAAAACAAGCCAUUCUGUGUUCUUGUAGAAAAGACAUGGUGAAGAUCUCCAUGGAUGUAUUUGUAAGGAAGUAUCAGCCAGAUCGGUACGAGCUGUGGUUGGCAGGGAAGGACAAUGCCCCCAUUGACCACUCCAAGCCUACGCCCGAGGCAGCUGAGUUUUUAGGCGGAGAGGCUGGAAAAAGUGGUGCUCAGGAACUCUGCAUCGAGAACCAAAAUAGUGAGGGCCAAAAGAAAAGUCUGGCCAAACAGAGGAUAGGAACAAAAAGGCACAGAGUUUGUCUGGAUGUACCAGAGGAAGUUCUUCCAAAGAGCGAAAUAAACGAUGAGGAGGCUGAAUAUGGCAAAAAGGGUAGAUAUGGAGAAGAGAAAGAUGACCCGCCUCCAGUGGUCAAAACCACUUCGUCCAGAGAGCAUGCAAAGGACGCGGUUAGGUUAAGUUGUGAUGCAGCUACCUCCAUUUCUAAAACUACCACACCGUCCUCAGGCUGUCUACAACCCUUCCCAAAACAUCACCUAACUAUAGCAUCAGUUCCUCACUGCCUGUCAGCCGUGCCACGGACGUCAACCAAGCCAGGUGUGGCAAGCCUUCUCUUUCAUCGGACUCUGAGUCCUUCAGAUGCUCUGCAGGUCCACAGCUAUGCAGCCAGAUCGAUGCUCCAAAAAUAUCAACAUCUUACCACAGAGAAGCCUAGAGAAGCCCUCAAAGAACCAGACAUCAAACCAGAUGUGAUGCCAAAAUCUCCUGCGCCGGAACCAAACACAGUAGAGCGUGAAAUUAAGAGUGAGAAAGAGAAUAAGAGUAUGAAGAGGAAACUACAGCCACUCAGCAAGCUGCCCCGCUUGCAUCCUCUGCUCAGAGAGCUCUCCAGUGAUGAUGAGACCCAGGAGCCAACGCCUGAGCCUGAGGAAACCGAUCCCUGGGCGAGACUCCUGGCUCCCAUGUGGCAAAGCAAACCACGUGACUUUGAAGUUGAGAAGGAGUUCAACUUCCGCAUGGGUGGGCAUCCCCCAUACUGUGCAGUGUGUACGCUUUUUCACACAUAUGAACAGAGUGAUGUGAUCAACAUGAGCGAGAGCAGUUGUUCAGACGAUGGAGGAGAGACACAUAGGACCAAACCACUGAUUCCAGAGAUGUGCUUCACCAGCAGCUCUGAGGGACAUCUGUCCACCCCUCAUGUGGAGCAGGAUGGCACCAGUCGACUCAUCAGCUGCUCUGUGUGCAGGGUGCGCGUACAUGCAAGUUGUUACGGUGUGCCUCAGGAUACAAAGCUGGAUGCCUGGACGUGUUCCCGUUGUGAAGCUAAUGCAAUUACUCAGGACUGUUGUUUAUGUUCUCUAAGAGGUGGAGCGCUGCAGAGGGCCAACAAUGACAAGUGGGUUCACGUGUUAUGUGCUGUGGCAGUGCAGGAGGCUCGCUUUGUGAACAUUGCAGACCGCAGUCCUGUUGAUCUCAGUAGUAUACCACUGCAGAGGUUCAAGCUGAAAUGCCAGUAUUGUCGCAAAUGGGUAAAAAGGGGGGCCGGUUGCUGUGUGCAGUGCUCGCACGGGCGCUGCUCCACUUCCUUUCAUGCAACAUGUGCACAGGCUGCUGGAGUUCAGAUGCAUCCAGAUGAUUGGCCCUUCGUCGUCUACUUCACCUGCUGGAGACACAAGGGUAGCAUCCAAAUAGAGCGCAACAGGGCCUCUAUGCGGGAGCUGGAGAAUGGACAAAAAGUGAUCUGCAAGCACAAAAACGGCCGAUACUACCACUGUGAGGUGGUCGAGCUGACCAAAGCCACCUUUUAUGAAGUUAUCUUUGAUGACGGCUCAUUUAGUGACAACCUAUUCCCUGAGGAUAUAGUGAAUAGGGACUGCAAGCAACUCGGCCCGCCAUCGGAGGGUGAUGUAGUUCAGGUGCUCUGGACAGAUGGCCUGAUUUAUGGAGCAAAAUUCGUGGCUGCACACAUCAUCCCAAUGUACCAGGUGGAAUUUGAAGAUGACUCCCAGCUUACUGUAAAGAGAGAAGAUGUUUACAGUUUAGAUGAAGAGCUGCCCAAACGUGUCAAGGCACGCCUGUCUGUGGCAUCUGACAUGCGCUUCAAAGGAGUGUUUGUAGAGAAGGAGGUGAAGCAGGACACAAAAAGACAGCGGGUGAUCAACUCUCGCUACAGGGAAGAUUACAUUGAACCAGUCAUCUACAGAGCCAUCAUGGAGUAAUUACAAACUCUUCACAAACUGUCCGGACAAUGAGCAUAUCAGUGCACCAGCUCUACUAACAAUAAAGCAGUCAACAAUCAAGCUGGACUAGAUGGUUUCAUGUGUGGACAAGUGAUCAUACAACUUAAAUACGCAUCCAUCACUGAGCCUAUUGUUUUAAUAAAAUCAAGAUCAAAUUUUAGACCUUUAGGCCGAGUAUGAAUUUUUGCUGAAGUGUUCUCACUGUUAACAAUAAUAUCUUAAGCCGGCAAGGGCACAGAAGAGAAAUAUAAACUCGAUUAAAUAGAUCAGGCAUGUGUUGUGUAAGAGUGUUUGUUUGUUAAGAGUGGACACAACUGGCUUAGGCUCAGUGGGAGCGUUGGACGGCUCUUUGACUCCCACUAUCUUCAGUCAGAUGGUGGUAAUCUUUCAACUGUUUUUUUAUCACAUCCCUGCAGACCCACUGGCUGACUGCACAUGAACAGACCUUUUUAGACCAUCGGGUGAAUCUUCACUCGUCAGUUUGGACGUGCUUCGCAAUAUCUGAAUCUCAUGGAUGAAUCUAGUCUUUAUUAGUACAUGAGCAGUUUUUUGUGUGAUCUACUGUAAAGAUAGGACAUUAUUGAAGACUGUAGCUUUAAACGUUCACAUUUAGAUGGGUUCAGCAGCUAAAUCUUAGAUUUAGAUUUUAUUUAUAAAGUUGCUAAGAAUGCCAAUUUCAUGAUUGCGUUUUAGUUUAACUCUGAUGUUUGUAAAAAGAUGUAUUUAUAUGCGUUAAAGCAAAACUUUCUCUACUUUUCUACUGUUUAGUUGCGUUUCUAUGCUAACGCAGGGGAGAGUUAACUGUGACUAGUCACGGUCAAACCAGUGCAUUUAUUAGCAGGUUUUACGUUUAUUAAGUUUCAUUGUUUCUAAUGCAGGGAAGGCAACCUCUUCAAGCACUUCACUGAAAGCGUGCUGAGAUCGGUGCCUCAUUAAAAUCACUUAAAUUAUUUUAAAGUAAGUUUUGCAAAAAUGUCUUGAUGAAUAUAGCGUUCUCAUUCACAGAACCCUUGUCUUACUCUUUUGUGUAGUAGGCAUUAAUCGUGUUUGUCUUUUGACUAUGGAUCUACAUUGUUUAUUUAAGGCUAAAAACUUUAUUUUUUAAAUUAAAAGCAAUGUCUCCUAUCCAAAUGAA
Molecule: messenger RNA, 4403 nt
Organism: Paramisgurnus dabryanus
Lineage: Eukaryota; Metazoa; Chordata; Actinopteri; Cypriniformes; Cobitidae
Gene: kdm4ab
Product: lysine (K)-specific demethylase 4A, genome duplicate b
Biological process (GO): chromatin remodeling; regulation of gene expression
Cellular component (GO): nucleus; chromatin
Molecular function (GO): histone H3K36 demethylase activity; histone H3K9 demethylase activity
Source: RefSeq, a predicted model, not a curated record